This is a messenger RNA of Camellia sinensis, 968 nucleotides long. Lineage: Eukaryota; Viridiplantae; Streptophyta; Magnoliopsida; Ericales; Theaceae. The record is from RefSeq and is a predicted model, not a curated record.
CUAACUUUUUGUUAGAGAGUUGUUUGGAUGAGGCAAUAAUGUAGAGGUUGUUAGUUUAUGUUAAUGGUUUCUGGAAUGGUUGGUUUUGGUGGCUUUGAUAAGUGGGUGCUGUUGUACUGAAGGUAGAAUAGAAAAUGGAAAGAAGUGGGUUUAUGUUGUGGAGAGUGGGAUUGCUGGUUUUGACAUUGUUGGAAGGUUCUUCUGCAACUCUUUCUCGUUCUGGUAUAAACUAUGAAGUGGUGGCUUUGAUGGCUAUAAAAAAUGCUCUCAAUGACCGAUACAAUGUUUUGGAGAACUGGGAUAUUAAUUCAGUAGAUCCUUGUUAUUGGAGGAUGGUUACUUGCUCUGCUGAUGGUUAUGUCUCUGUUUUAGGAUUGCCUAGCCAAAGCUUGACUGGGACUCUAUCGCCUUCAAUUGCUAACCUCAGUAACUUGCAAUCUGUGUUGCUACAGAAUAAUGCUAUUUCUGGUCCUAUUCCUGCUGCAAUUGGGAAGUUGGAGAAGCUUCAGACACUUUAUCUCUCUAGCAAUAAGUUUAAUGGUGAAAUACCCAGUUCAUUGGGAGACCUCAAGAACCUGAAUUAUUUGAAACUAAACAACAAUAGCCUUACUGGAUCCAUUCCAGACACUCUGUCCAAAGUUGAAGGUCUCACACUUGUAGACCUUUCUUUCAACAACUUCAGCAGUUCCGUGCCAAAAAUUGAUGCACGAACUUUCAAGAUAAUUGGCAACCCAUUAAUUUGUGGGCCUAAUUCAGAUAACAACUGUUCUGUGGUCUAUCCCGCGCCUGUUUCCUUCCCGCCAGAUGGUGUCAAAGAUGGGUCAGAAUCAGGGACAAAGAGCCACCGUGUGGCUGUCACUUUUGGCGUGAGCUUUGGUGCUGCCUUUUUAAUUAUCGUAAUCAUUGGAUCAUUUGUUUGGUGGAGAUAUAGACACAACCAGCAAAUUUUCUUUGAUGUUAAUGGUUAG